This is a messenger RNA of Zymoseptoria tritici IPO323, 732 nucleotides long. RefSeq lists its product as uncharacterized. The record is from RefSeq and is a predicted model, not a curated record. NCBI's taxonomy places the organism in Eukaryota, Fungi, Ascomycota, Dothideomycetes, Mycosphaerellales, Mycosphaerellaceae. Bases 1 to 732 code for a protein of 243 amino acids. The transcript has a single exon.
AUGUCGGAUUCUCCUCUCAAAUCGUACCUCCGGGACGGAUACGGUCCCCGCGCGGUUGACGCCGGUCGUGACGCAGGCCGCAGCGGAGGCAACCGACAAAAGGAAGCCGAAGACAGCGACAGGCGUCGGUCGAAACAACCCUCAUCUCGCAAGACAUCAAAGUCAGAGUCCAGCCAUCGUCGCAAAACCUCCUCAACAUCAACAGCUCCAUCAACCGUCCGAGAACCCACCUCCGACCGACCAAUCUUCGAACUCGAUGUCAUUGGUCAACCUCCACAAAACAUCGUCUAUGGCACAUCAGUCGAGACAUCCGUUCUGCUCAGUCUCCGACUCCCCUCUCCAGAACUCGCCGCCCGCUAUGCCAAUGCCGAUACAUCCCGACUUCUCGCCAUCGUCUCCCUCGUCGAAGAGAGUCGUUCCGGCGAACGCAAACCCAUGGAAAGCGGGACACUGACCAGCCAGCAAAUGUCCGACUCGGUCCAUCCCAUUCCCGAGGAGUAUGCCGAAACACUGGCUCGCAGCCAGCCUGACCGCGCACAUCUUGGAUACUUCACCUUUCCGGCAUUACUCAUUCGACAACCUGGCUUAUUUCGUCUGAGAGUGACGUUGAUUCAAGUCUGUCCUUCUGCCUCGGGAGGUGGAUCGACGGUCGCUGCGGUGGACAGUGAGUCGAUCAAGGUGGAGAGGAGACAUACUGGUUCAAGCUCGCAGAGGAGACAGCAGCGCAUGUGA